AUGUCGCCGCCGUUGAUUCGCUCGGAUUCCGUCUCGGUCAUAACCGUCUUAUGCAACAACAUUGGUCAGGCGCUUUCUUUCUACGUCGGUCAGCUCGGCUUCGUGCUCAAAUGUGAUGAGAUCGUCAACGGGGAGCGCUUGGUCAUCGCAGCUCCCACGAACCUGACUGAAUUCACGCCAAUGUGCUCACUGCGCUUCAGAGAAGCCUUCACCGCGCGCGACAAGGCUGUCGUUGGACAGCAGGGGGGCGACAGCAUCUUUCUCCAGAUCGAGUGCGAUGAUUGGGAGACUGUAGUCCAUAAACUCACGACGAUAGGGACUGCAAAAUUGGGCAAAGUUAGGGAGGCGAAGCGUUACAGAGCAAUCACCGUCAGUGAUCCUAUGGGAAAUCUUGUCAAUUUUGUGGAGAAAACGACCGCCACUCUUGGGACUGUCUUCACCAAGGAUUGCGGUCACUGA
This is a messenger RNA of Spizellomyces punctatus DAOM BR117, 459 nucleotides long. RefSeq lists its product as uncharacterized. NCBI's taxonomy places the organism in Eukaryota, Fungi, Chytridiomycota, Chytridiomycetes, Spizellomycetales, Spizellomycetaceae. The transcript has 2 exons. The coding region runs from base 1 to 459 and encodes 152 amino acids. The record is from RefSeq and is a predicted model, not a curated record.